ACACAAGCGCCACCUUCGUUUCGUUUCGGUGUCUGCUUCCAGCGAACACCCCAAAAGCUUCGGAACUGUGUCAACAAAAAACUUUCUCCUACUUGAACACAAAACACCUAGCAAAAUGUGCUGCUGGUCAGCAUAUUUCAACCAGCGCGAUGAUGAGGAUGACGAUGAUGGUUAUUGACCGGUCGUUGCGAAGGGUCGUCUGAUCGUUCAGUUUCGUUUUCGAUCGCAGUGUCGUCGGAUGUUGUAUUGUAAAUCGCGCUUGAUCAGUUAAAGGUGCCACUUUCAAGAUGUCGUUCCCGUACAGUAUAAAUUUUGUGGAGCCCAAACAGAACGAGCAGUUGCUGAAAGAUUUUCAUGGAGAACGUACCGGAUUUGUUCAAGUUGGAGAAAAGCGUUGGUUUUUCCCGUCCCGUUUCAAACAGUACGCCGAAAGUUUGUACUCGUUCGAGGCGCGAUCGGACGAUACGUGGAUCGUCACCUAUCCACGAUCGGGCACAACGUGGACACAGGAGAUGGUUUGGUUGAUAUGCAACGAACUUGACUUUGAAACCGCCAAAAACAUACCGUUGACGCAGAGAUUUCCCUUUCUGGAAUUUCAUUUGUUUCUGCAUGAUGAAAUGAAGGCAAAAUUGUUGAAGGAAAACGAACACGACAUUGAACAUAUGAAGUUCAUUGAACAGAUAUCUCAACCCGUCGGGCUUAUGCUGUCGGAAAUGAAGACUCCUCGGUACAUUAAAACUCAUCUGCCCAUAUCGCUACUACCUCCGAGCGUGUUUGAGAAGAAGGCCAAGAUCAUUUAUGUCGCACGGAACCCUUCCGAUGUGGCUGUGUCCUACUACCAUCUCAAUCGUUUGUAUCGGACUCAGGGAUAUGUGAAUGAUUUUGAAACAUUUUACAACUAUUUUGAGAAGGAUUUGACUGCCUGGUCACCGUACUGGACCCACAUCAAGGAAGGCUGGGCUGAGAAGGAUCGUGAAAACGUUCUCUUUAUGUACUACGAAGACAUGAAGCGUAAUCUGCCUGCCACCGUCCGUAAGACGGCCGCCUUUCUGGGCAAAAGUUUCACCGAUCAGCAAAUCGAAACCAUGUGUACACAUCUGGACAUUCGGAACUUCCGCAACAACAAAUCGGUCACGUGUGAGGAGCUCAAAACCGUUGGCAUCUUGAACAGUGGCGAACAGGGAUUCGUUCGCAAUGGACAGGUGCGUGCCAAUGCGGAGGAGAUGACGGAGGAUAUCAAACGACGGAUUGGCGAAUGGAUGGAGCAGAAUUUGAACGGAACCGAUAUAAAGUUCCCGGACUGUUAGCGCUGGUUGUGAACUCUCUAGACAGAUCAUCUAAACUUGAUCGAGAAGCAAAGAGCUCUAAUAAUUUUUUUAUGUUUUGAGUACUUUGUUUGUUUAGUAAAUGUAAUUCUUUUUAAUUUCACGAUUGAUGACAAUCAAUUGAAUUGAGAGGAUUCACGAAAUCGUGGAAAAUGCAACCUGUUUUUCAAUUUGCGAGAGGGAAAGCAUUUCUAAUGCAUAUUUUAUGGAGCUUUUUGGUUGGGAAAUUUAAAUACCGGUUUAGUGGCGUUUACACAUACGAGGCUAAAUCGAAAAGUAACUUCACAAACACGAAAUGUCUUCAUAAAGUGAAAUUAUUAUAACUUUUUGCUAUAUUUUAUUUACUUUUAUGAACCUUGUAUAACCGUAAAAACAACCUCCAAGCAGAUUAAAUAUGUAUUAAAAUUAAAAAAAAUUAAAAUCGUUUCAUGUCUCGCGCAACUAAAGAAAGGGAGGUCCAAUCUCGCUUAUGGCCUCGCACCGUGUAAAUGCACCUUAUGACCAGGAGCCUGAUUUGGACCAAUCAGAAAUCGCCAAAUAUUCUUGAAAGCACCACGUAAGGAGAUCAUCCCAUACGAAGCACUGCAAUAGCACAGACUACUGUGACGUCAUGUGCUU
This is a messenger RNA of Anopheles funestus (African malaria mosquito), 1943 nucleotides long. RefSeq names its product luciferin sulfotransferase. Gene Ontology annotation, biological process: sulfation. The record is from RefSeq and is a predicted model, not a curated record. The coding region runs from base 288 to 1307 and encodes 339 amino acids. Lineage: Eukaryota; Metazoa; Arthropoda; Insecta; Diptera; Culicidae. Gene Ontology annotation, cellular component: cytoplasm. Gene Ontology annotation, molecular function: sulfotransferase activity. The transcript is spliced from 6 exons.